AUGCUGGUGAGCUCAGCUAAUGGCCGGGGCCUGGUUCCGGAAGAGGUGGUGAGUGUGGCGACAGGUUUUCCCAUCAGUGGCUCUCUCCUCUCCCAGAUCACCUUCUUUGAGGACCGCAAUUUCCAGGGCCGCUGCUACGCGUGCAGCGGGGACUGUGCUGACCUGCAGGCGUACAUCACUCGCUGCAACUCCAUCCGGGUGGACUGUGGCUUGUGGGUCUUGUACGAGCAGACGAACUACAAGGGCUACCAGUACUUCCUGAGGCGCGGAGAGUACCCUGACUACCAGCAGUGGAUGGGGCUGAACGAUUCCAUCAGAUCCUGCCGCAGCAUUCCCCGGCACGACGGCUCUUACCGCAUGAGGAUCUACGCGAAGGAGAACUGCACGGGUCAGAUGAUGGAGUUCACCGAGGACUGCACCUCCAUCCCCGACAUCUUCCGCCAGCGGGACGUCCUCUCCUGCAGCGUUAUGGACGGCUACUGGGUCCUCUACGAGCAGCCCAACUACCAGGGGCGGCAGUACUUCGUCAGGCCCGGUGAGUACCGGCGGCCCAGCGAGUGGGGAGCCAGUCACGGCUCCCUGGGCUCCCUCCGACGGGCCACUGACACCAGUUAAAUCGGUCCCCUGGGCUACCUCCUCCCACCCUCAGUUCUGCCUGGGAAAUAAGAGGCUGCGGGGAGGGCCGCGGAGUGACCGUUUGAC
This is a messenger RNA of Tachyglossus aculeatus (Australian echidna), 702 nucleotides long. RefSeq names its product gamma-crystallin B-like. Bases 1 to 615 code for a protein of 204 amino acids. The record is from RefSeq and is a predicted model, not a curated record. Lineage: Eukaryota; Metazoa; Chordata; Mammalia; Monotremata; Tachyglossidae. The transcript is spliced from 3 exons. Gene Ontology annotation, biological process: visual perception; lens development in camera-type eye. Gene Ontology annotation, molecular function: structural constituent of eye lens.